AUGAGUGUGCAAGAUAGAAGAAGAAUAUUAGGGCCAGCAGAAGCGAAGCCAUUGCAGUUUGCUGCAAUUACUCCUGUAAGAACCGUAGAGAACAGGGACGAUGGUAAUGGUAAUAAAUCGGGUAAGGAAUCUGUGUUCAUUAGUACGGAUUUAGUAACGAAUGCAAAUGGUUCCUCAUACCUAGAAUAUAUGGAUGGUACUUCGGAUCAAGUUCUCGUAAUGAGUUCUGUCUUCGGACCCAGGCCAUUGCGAGGCUCCUUCCAAUCUAAGGCAUCAGUAUCGAUUCAGUUCAAAGAAGUUACGUUAGAACAUUUGAAUACCGGAGAAAUUAAAGAAAUUUGUACUUUCCUAACAAAUGUCUUUAAUGCGGUGAUAAACGUUGAGAAGUAUCCAAAAUCUGGUAUUGAUAUCUUUAUAGAUUUGAUCCAGCAUUCUAAUAGUAAUCCAACAGAGGAGGCAAAUAUCGUUAAUAUUCUACCCACAUGCAUUAAUUCUAUUACCAUGGCUCUUGUAGACGCAGGUAUUGAAAUCAUUGAUUUAGUGAGUGCCGGGUCAAAAGAUAACUCUGUGGUUGCGUUUAUUAGGAAUGGACAUGAAAUCGUCGGUAUUUGGAGCGAUGACGAUAACGUCACUGACAUAUCAAAAUUAAUAGAAGAGUGCAAGGCAAAAUAUUUGGUAAAUAAGCAGACUUUGGUUCAAUAUCUUAAAUGA
Molecule: messenger RNA, 711 nt
Organism: Kluyveromyces lactis
Lineage: Eukaryota; Fungi; Ascomycota; Saccharomycetes; Saccharomycetales; Saccharomycetaceae
Gene: MTR3
Product: exosome non-catalytic core subunit MTR3
Exons: 1
Coding region: 1-711 (236 amino acids)
Biological process (GO): rRNA catabolic process; U4 snRNA 3'-end processing; nuclear mRNA surveillance
Cellular component (GO): cytoplasmic exosome (RNase complex); nucleolus; nuclear exosome (RNase complex)
Source: RefSeq, a predicted model, not a curated record